Messenger RNA from Rotaria socialis, 921 nucleotides. The record is from the annotation of a GenBank genome assembly. NCBI's taxonomy places the organism in Eukaryota, Metazoa, Rotifera, Eurotatoria, Philodinida, Philodinidae.
AUGGCGACCACUGCAGUCCAACUUAAUGAACGUCAACCAAUGUUAACUUCGACCGAAGAAGUUGUUACUUUAAAUCCGGUUGCCUCAUCAGCCGUACAGAUUGAAACUAGUACAACAGUCGUACGAAAGAAUGAUGCUGAUGUUGUACCGGAAGAUAAAAAUAAAUUUAUUCAAGUUAUUCGACCAUUAUUGGUUGAACUUAUUGGUACCGCAUUAUUUAUUCUUAUUGGUAUGUGGGGUGUAUGUUCAGGUGCUGGCGUUCUUACCGCUGCGUUAGCAUUUGGCCUUGCAUUAGGCGUUUUUGCUGCUAGUUUUGGACAUAUAUCUGGUGUUCAUUUUAAUCCAGCUGUUACAAUUGGUAUUUUAAUUGCUGGUGAAAUUCAAGCAUUAAUGGCUGUACUCUACAUUGUCAUGCAACUUUUAGGAGGCAUUGCUGCUGGCGGUAUUUUACGUUUAUUACUUACAACAAAUGUCUAUGGUCAAUGCAAAGGCGGAGCAACACUUUUAGCUAAAUAUGGCAAUGAAACAGUUGCUAAAGGUGCUGUUUCUUAUGGAGUUGAUUCAGUUCGAAUCUGGCAAGGUAUUUUAAUUGAAUUUAUUGCUACGUUUGUUCUUGUAACUGUCAUUCUCAUGGUUGUACUUGAUACAAAAUCAAAAACUGGUCUUGCACCAUUACUUGUUGGUUUAACAUUGGCUGUUAAUAUUCUUGCUAUUGGUGCAUAUACCGGUGGUUCACUCAAUCCAGCUCGUUCACUUGGCCCAGCUAUUUUUGCUCAUCAAUGGGACGAUCACUUUGUUUACUGGAUCGGCCCAAUUGUUGGCGCUAUUGUUGCUGGUUUUCUCUAUCGAACGGUUUGGGCUCAUCAUGAUCGUCGUAUGUUUGUUAAACGUACAUCAGCUGCAGCAGCUAGCAAAGCAUAA